Molecule: messenger RNA, 2060 nt
Organism: Molossus molossus (Pallas's mastiff bat)
Lineage: Eukaryota; Metazoa; Chordata; Mammalia; Chiroptera; Molossidae
Gene: GUCA1B
Product: guanylate cyclase activator 1B
Exons: 5
Coding region: 461-1066 (201 amino acids)
Biological process (GO): visual perception
Cellular component (GO): photoreceptor inner segment; cone photoreceptor outer segment
Molecular function (GO): calcium ion binding; calcium sensitive guanylate cyclase activator activity
Source: RefSeq, a predicted model, not a curated record
AGUGAGGCUCCUCCCUCACACGUGGGGAGGGAGGAGAGCACCGUGAGGGCAGGGGCGCGUGAGGCUGAGAGCCACCAGAGCAGGUCUGGCUUCCGUGCCAACCCCCUGGCAGACACGCGAUGAGACGGGCCGUGCUGCCCGAAGACAGGCUCACUGGGAUGGCUGCCCGUACAUCUGGAAAACUCACUGCUCCGGGUUUUCUGAUUUCUUGGAGUUGCCCGGGAGGUGAUGAAUAGGCUGGCUGAGCUCAGGACAGGGAGGACCCUAACCUAAGGAGUCCAUCUGCAGCAGCCCAGGAGGAGACAGAGCCUCGCUCCCUGCCGAGCCGGGGCCAGGAGGAGACAGAGCCUCGCUCCCAGCCGACCCGGGGCCAGGAGGAGACAGAGCCUCGCUCCCUGCUGACCCGGGGCCAGGAGGAGACAGAGCCUCGCUCCCUGCCCAGCCGGGGCCAGGAUCCAGGAUGGGGCAGCAGUUCAGCUGGGAGGAGGCAGAGGCGGCCGGCGAGAUGGACGUGGCGGAGCUCCAGGAGUGGUACAAGAAGUUCGUGGUGGAGUGCCCCAGCGGCACGCUCUUCAUGCACGAGUUCAAGCGCUUCUUCAAGGUCACGGGCAAUGAGGAGGCCACCCAGUAUGUAGAGGGCAUGUUCCGAGCCUUCGACAAGAACGGGGACAACACCAUCGACUUCCUGGAGUACGUGGCAGCCCUGAACCUAGUGCUGAGGGGCACCCUGGAGCACAAGCUGAAGUGGACCUUCAAGAUCUAUGACAAGGACCGAAAUGGCUGCAUAGACCGCCUGGAGCUGCUCGACAUUGUGGAGGCCAUUUACAAGCUGAAGAAAGCCUGCAGGGUGGAGCCGGAGGCCGGGCAGCAAGGCCAGCUGCUCACGCCCGAGGAGGUCGUGGACAGGAUCUUCCUCCUGGUGGAUGAGAACGGAGACGGCCAGCUGUCUCUGGAUGAGUUCGUCAGAGGUGCCCGCCGAGACAGGUGGGUGAUGAAGAUGCUGCAGAUGGAGGUGAAUCCCGGCGGCUGGAUCUCUCAGCAGAGGCGGAGAAGUGCCAUGUUCUGAGCGUCUGGGGCCCUGGGACCCUGUGCGAGGCCACAGGCCCCUCCAAGACGCCAGGCUCGCAGUAGUGGGAGCGCCCCUGGCUCAGCUGUGCCCUGCAUCCUGGCAGCCCUGUAGAGGGGGAGGGGACGGGCUGCUGGUCCAUUGGGGGAGUUCCUGGGGUGGUGAAGGGAAUGGCCUACUCACCCCUUUCAGCUGCUCCUGGGCUGGGCAGUUAUGAGGCUCCACAAAUUCCCACGCGGUUCUUAGCUGGAAGCAGGAGAAAACUGAGGGGCGGGGUCCCAUAGACCUAAUUAACAGUGAGCGCCCGCCCGCCCGCCCCGCCCCGGGGAAGCAGACUGGUAGAAGGCAGGGGCUGGAAGGUGGGGGGAGGGGCCUGUAAUCGCAUUCCCCCAGGAUCUUAAGGGUCUACAGAGGGCGCUUGCCCCUCCUCUCCAAGGUGUCCCUACCUGGGGUGCCAACAGGGAAAACUUCAGCCAGCCAGGCCUGGUCUCCUGCCCUUGGAGGGGUCAGCUGUUCUCAAAGGGGCUGCUUCAGCUCUGCCCUGGUUCUGCUUCCCCAGCCCUGGGGCCCGCUGCCUCCCCAACAUCCCCCUCCCCUUCCGUACCCCUUACCCCCUCGCCUCUCCAAGACCCUCCCCAGCAUGGCCCUGCCACAGUUCCCAGCCACGAGCUGAGUGUGUCUCCUUCGUGAAUGGAGACGCCUUCCCUCUGUCUCUGGAGAGAAUUGGGGGCCUGAUGACCUGGGUUCUAGCUCAGGCUUUGGCUCCAGCUGCUAUGUGACCCCAGACGGCCAGUUCUCUUCCUGACCUGUUACUUCCUCUGCACGGUGAGCAGGACUGGACUAGACCAGCAGUUAUCAGAUGAUUAUUUUUUUAGAUUUUGAAUUAUUUUUGUUAUAUAAAUUCUAUGUGCAACCCAAUAUAGAAACUAGAUUAAAAGGGAUCUGAGCCCGGCCGGUGUGGCUCAGUGGUUGAACAUUGACCCAUGCACCAAGA